UCGAUCACGACCGAGAUGACAGACGAAGUCACCAUACCUGUACCCCCGCCCCCUAAGGACUGUGCAAGAACUGACGACAGAAGAUUAUGGGUUGGGAAUUUAGACAGUCGAUUAAGAGAGUUUCAACUCCUCAAAAUGGUGGAAAACUUUGGACCACUGGUGGAAUUCGACUUUCUUUAUCACCGAUCGGGCCCUCAAGCUGGGCAGCCUCGCGGAUACGCCUUUGUAACGUUUAAAUCCCCCGAUUGUGCGCAGGCAGCAAUGAACACCUUAGACGGGAAGAAUGUCUUAGGUCGGAGAAUGGCAGUCAAAUGGGCACACGCGCAGGAUGAGAGUAUGUAUGAAAGAACAAAGGAGAAGCCUGCUCCACCCAUCCUCAGUGGAGGGAAAGGGGAAACCAGUCAAGUAAGCAAGAAGAGCAAGAUUGCUGCUCUUGAGGCCAAGUUAAAGUUGCUAGAGGAGGACAGUCUGAAGGUGGACCUCAUGCCAGACGUGGGGGCUGCAUCCUCGAGGCCAACUUCUGUCACGUAUGCCUUCAUAGAGCAGAAGCCCAGAGGACAGAAAGGUGCAUCUAAGCAACACACUGCCAGUCAUCCCUACCACCGAUCGAAACCCACGAGAAAACACUGAACUCUGGCGCUGAAUGGUGGAGAAUCUUAUCAUCAUUGUAAUGCUUCCAUUUGUUGACAAAUGGAACAUUCGACACAAUCUCUGGCUUUUUCUAUUUUGGGCUAGUUUCACAUUUCACCUCUACAUAUUUAUUCCAUGGUGUUGCCUUAAUGACACUAAACUCUACGUUGUACAUAUCAAAUCAUGCACUAUUCUCAUAACAUUCAAAUCAUUAUUUUAGGACAGUGUUUGUGCAAAUGUUUAUGCUAGUGACUGAUAUCAAUGCAUGGUUGUUGUUUUGGUUGCUUAUUUAUUGUUAGGGUGAAGAGUGUAAGGAACAUACAUGAUUACAUACAAGCAUUAAUUGUUAGCCCUAAUAGUAACACCAGAAACCACUGGGAGUAUCCUUUGUAGGUAGGAGUUGCAGUUUACACAUAUAUUUCAUAAGAGAGGUAGAAGAUAUGUAUAUAAUUUUUCUUUGAACAUACUGGCUUAUUUUACAUUAAUUGUAUCAAGAAGUUCUUACUUUUUUAUAAUAGUGAGGCACACUUGAGAGGCAGUAAAAAUGCACCAAAAGUAAUAUGUGUUUUAUUUAGAUUAUUUAUAGAAAAUAAACAAGAACGAUAUAGAUUAGUGUCAGUAUUAAACAGAGAUGAAA
Molecule: messenger RNA, 1267 nt
Organism: Penaeus monodon (black tiger shrimp)
Lineage: Eukaryota; Metazoa; Arthropoda; Malacostraca; Decapoda; Penaeidae
Product: probable RNA-binding protein 18
Exons: 5
Coding region: 16-630 (204 amino acids)
Molecular function (GO): RNA binding
Source: RefSeq, a predicted model, not a curated record